Messenger RNA from Plenodomus lingam JN3, 1407 nucleotides. RefSeq lists its product as uncharacterized. Gene Ontology annotation, molecular function: N-acetyltransferase activity. The record is from RefSeq and is a predicted model, not a curated record. Lineage: Eukaryota; Fungi; Ascomycota; Dothideomycetes; Pleosporales; Leptosphaeriaceae.
AUGGAUACUCUGCAUCAGCUUCCAAAGCUACGGCCCUUGGGGCGUUCCGAGCAACUUUCGGCUGUCUCCCAUGAACUCGGCUUUUUCCAGAAUGUGGGAAUGUCUGCACAGUACUCCCUCACCAAAUCCUCAGACGCACUAGAUGUGCGCCGCGUCGUCUACGCCGCUUUGGCGCACGUAAUUCACAAGCACUCCAUCUUGUCUGCCAUCCCCGUCGAUGAAGUCUCCCCAGACGUCUACUGGGCCCGUCUUCCCUCGAUCGAUCUCGAGCGCUGCGUCACCUUCCUGACUCGAAGUAAGCCAACGGCAGAAGGCGAGGAAGAUUCUGAGCUGGACAAACUUCUCCAAGAACAGCACAAUACCAGUUUCAAGGAGAAUUACGGCAGUCUGCCAUUCUGGCGCUUGCUCAUCGUCCAGGAUGCUGGCAACGAGUUGAGCUUCACUGCCUCCUUCAUUUACUACCACGGCUCGGGCGACGGUGCUGCAGGACUCAUCUUCCACAAAGCCUUGCGGGCUGCUCUGGACACUGUUUCCUCAUCUCCUGCCUCGCUUGCCGAUGUGAGUGCAAAGGUGGACAUUCCAAACGACACCCAACUUCUCCCGCCUCUGGAAAAGCUGCAUCCAUUGCCGCUGAACCCGAGUCCAUCCAACCACAAGAAAGAGGGCCUCGAGGAAUGGACCGGAAAUCCGAUUCAACUACCGGCCACCACUCACUAUCGGACGCUGAACAUCUCGCCGGCUUCCUCUGCAACAUUUUCACGCACAUGCAAGGAGAACAAUUUGAGGUUGACGUCGGGAUUGCAUGCCAUUAUUGCAGAGGCUCUGUUUGAUAACCUCCCUUCCACCGUGGAUGCACUUACAGGCAUCCUCCCAAUCAACCUGAGACCAUGGCUCAACCUACCAAAAGAUGUCGCAGACGACGCGCUGGGCACCUUCAUCGACGCCAUCAAAAUCCAGAUGCGCCGUGCCGAUUACGUGGCCACUGAUGAAACCCCGAUUGCCGGGUUGGCUGCCGCCCGUCACGCCUCAGAGGAGAUUCAAUCCUAUCUCAAAGACCACAUGUCUCCUUCUGGAGAGCCGUAUACGUCUGUGGCGUUUUACGGUGGCAUUCCUGAUGUGGCUGCCGCGUUCAAGUCUAUGGUGGGUGGCAAUCGUGAAGCAGCUUUCGAGGUCUCCAACCUCGGUCGGUUCAUGGACAAUGCAGCCGAUGGCCAGUGGCGUAUCGGGAGAAUGGUCUUUAGUCGCAGUGCAGUCGUUUUUGGAGCUGCGGUUACAACGAGCGUUGUCUCUGGUGGAGACGGGGCGUUGACUGUUGGAUUCAGUUGGCAAGAAGGUGUUGUGGAUGACAGCUUUGUAGACGCUGUGAUUGGAAGAGUCAAGUUCUACCUCAAUGCCAGCCCCCCCUAA